Messenger RNA from Gossypium raimondii (Peruvian cotton), 1635 nucleotides. RefSeq lists its product as uncharacterized. The transcript is spliced from 10 exons. The coding region runs from base 55 to 1335 and encodes 426 amino acids. NCBI's taxonomy places the organism in Eukaryota, Viridiplantae, Streptophyta, Magnoliopsida, Malvales, Malvaceae. The record is from RefSeq and is a predicted model, not a curated record. Gene Ontology annotation, molecular function: RNA methyltransferase activity; iron-sulfur cluster binding. Gene Ontology annotation, biological process: rRNA base methylation; tRNA methylation.
GCUGAGACUGUUGAUAUUAUACAGAGAGGGUUAUUGCUCUUCAAUUCAAAGACGAUGAAAGCCAUGUUUGCAACCAAAAUUUCCAUGCUUCAGCACGUUUGCGUCGUUCCUCUGGCACGUGCCACCCGUCACCGUUCCUUCACCAUCUCCGCUUCCGCCUCCACCACCGGCACGCCGUCGCGCAAUCUCACCGUCUCCUCCCCUACCUCAUCCUCUCGUGCCCCUCACGUGGACCCUCGCGUCCUCCUCGGCAUGUCCGAACAUGACCUUCAACAACUCGCCGUCGAGUUCGGCCAGCAAAGUUACAGAGGAAAGCAACUACACCAUUUAAUUUACAAGAGAAAAGCAAAAGAAAUUCAGGAUUUCAGUCACUUGCCUCAAGCAUUUAGAAAUGAUCUUAUAGAAGCUGGAUGGAAAAUAGGAAGGUCUCCAAUUUACCACACCGUUACUGCUGCUGAUGGCACUGUUAAGUUAUUGUUAAAGUUGGAGGAUAACAGAUUGAUCGAAACAGUUGGCAUUCCAGUUGAAGAUGAAAAGGGUUCGAUGCGUCUUACUGCAUGCGUAUCAUCACAGGUAGGCUGCCCCUUGCGUUGUUCAUUUUGUGCCACUGGAAAGGGAGGGUAUUCUAGGAAUCUUCAAAGGCAUGAAAUUAUUGAGCAGGUAUUGGCUAUCGAGGAUAUUUUCAAGCACAGAGUGACAAAUGUAGUGUUCAUGGGAAUGGGGGAGCCCAUGUUGAAUUUGAAGUCAGUACUUGACGCUCAUCGAUGCUUGAAUAAGGAUGUUCAAAUAGGGCAAAGAAUGAUUACAAUUUCCACUGUGGGAGUUCCAAACACCAUAAAAAAACUAGCUUCUCACAAGCUUCAAUCAACAUUGGCCGUCAGCUUACAUGCUCCGAACCAGAAACUCAGGGAAAUGAUUGUGCCCAGUGCAAAAUCUUACCCCCUUGAUGCAAUCAUGAAGGACUGCCGGGAUUACUUUGCCGAAACCAGUCGGCGAGUCUCCUUUGAAUAUGCACUGCUAGCUGGGGUGAAUGAUUCAGCAGAACAAGCACGAGAACUAGCUGAGCUACUGCAUGAAUGGGGACGUGGUUAUCAUGUCAAUCUGAUACCUUUCAAUCCGAUAGAGGGCUCUGAGUAUCGACGGCCGAACAAAAAAACAGUGUCAGCAUUUGCAGGUGCACUGGAGUCUCGUAAAAUAACUGUUAGUAUUCGUCAAACAAGGGGUCUGGAUGCAAGCGCUGCCUGCGGUCAGCUAAGAAAUAACUUCCAGAAAAGUCCUCUGCUUAUUGAAUCUGACCGCGAGGAAUCGCAAUCAGAUGUUGCGGUUGCAUGUUGAAUGUUGAUGCCAUGAUUUGGGGCUGGUGCAUUUUUGCAUUUUUGCCGUCAACAGUUUGGGAUCUUAAAAUCGGCGUUAAAGGUUCAUGAGUAAAUUCACAGUCCAAUCUUGGCACGGAUGAUUCGUGAUUCAGGUUUUAAUACCCUUCACCAAACCAUGCGCAACCCUAGUUCUAUGUGUACACAAUUAAGUCUUCAACGCGGGCAAAAGUUUAUUCAAGUCGACUGGAGGGUCCUCCACCAUCUCUUUAUUUGUGUAAUAAUCACACUCAAAAUAAUGAAUAGUUUUAAAUUUUCUAAA